This is a messenger RNA of Ixodes scapularis (black-legged tick), 939 nucleotides long. Its product is annotated as elongation of very long chain fatty acids protein. The record is from RefSeq and is a predicted model, not a curated record. NCBI's taxonomy places the organism in Eukaryota, Metazoa, Arthropoda, Arachnida, Ixodida, Ixodidae. Gene Ontology annotation, molecular function: fatty acid elongase activity. The coding region runs from base 49 to 939 and encodes 296 amino acids. Gene Ontology annotation, cellular component: endoplasmic reticulum membrane. The transcript has a single exon. Gene Ontology annotation, biological process: sphingolipid biosynthetic process; fatty acid elongation, monounsaturated fatty acid; very long-chain fatty acid biosynthetic process.
AGUCAUAUUUUGCUUUCACGUUUCCCUUACAGGUAAACCAGCCAAGCCAUGGCUAGCGGUGCAUCUACCGCUAAUUUAACCUUCAGCAUGAACCCCAUAACGUUCUUGGGCCAGAUCCAACAGAUGGGGGAUCCACGAACAAGAGACUACCCACUGGUCAUGAACCCCUUAUUCGUGUUCCCGUUAAUACUGUUCUAUUUGUACUUCGUCAAAGUGGCCGGCCCCAAGUGGAUGGAGAAGAGAGAACCGUUCCCUAUCGUGAACCUCAUCCGUUUUUACAACCUGGCAAUGGUCGUCCUCAACGCAAGGUUCGUGUAUCUUGUGCUCAUUUACACGUACCUUCCCGGAGGGCGCUACAACCUCUUCUGUCAGGGAAUAACAGGGUACAUGGAUGACGAGCUCAGAGCACACUACAAGACAGGUUGGUGGUACGUCGCAGUACGCUACGCCGACUUGUUGGACACCUUCUUCUUCGUCUUCCGCAAGAAGUUCACGCACAUCACCCAUCUGCACGUCAUCCAUCACACCAUCGUGGCGGUGAACGCCUGGUUCUGGGUUCUAUUUGCGCCAGAAGGACAACCGGCCCUCGGGCUCAUCAUCAACGCCUUCGUGCACACCAUCAUGUACGCCUACUACUUUCUGGCCACACUUGGCCCAAGUGUCAGACAGUACCUCUGGUGGAAGAGGUACCUGACAGUGUUGCAGAUUGUUCAGUUCGUGAUUUACAUGGUUCACAUGUCUAUUCCUUUGUUUGUAGACUGUGGCUUCCCGAGGUACCUCAUCCACAUUGGGAAUGCGCAGGCGUUCCUUGUCAUGUGUCUUUUCGUAAACUUCUAUUCUAAAUCCUACACAAGAAAACGUGGACCCUCUCCUGACAAGGCAGAAAUUGUAAACGGCGGUGCUGACAGCCGGAGGAUUCAAAAUGAAAAGCACGAUUAG